Molecule: messenger RNA, 297 nt
Organism: Phytophthora sojae
Lineage: Eukaryota; Oomycota; Peronosporomycetes; Peronosporales; Peronosporaceae
Exons: 1
Source: RefSeq, a predicted model, not a curated record
AUGGCAGCAAAAUGGUGGCCUGAGGCCUUACUUUACAUGGUCGAAGUUACAAACCGCUUGCCAAUGGCUAGACUCGGAAUGAAAACGCCUUAUGAAAUGCUCCAUAAAAGGGAAUGUAACGGUUUAGCGUUACAGAUCUGGGGAUCCACGUGUUUUGCACACAUUCCAAAAACCAAAAGAAAAGAUCCUAAAUUAGGUGGUCGAGCAAUAGAGUGCAAGUUAUUGGGUAUAUCUCCCAAUUAUAAAGGAUACCGCCUGCUUGAUGUCAAAGGAAACAAGUACAUCACUGCAAGAGAU